CGAGUUCGCCAUAACGCUGGACACGUAUAUCAUACGACUGGUGGCCGAUAGUCAGCACUCAAUGUGCGAUUGGAUAGACAGCCUGCGCUCAAAGCUCCGACAGUUAGACGUACUGCCCGCUCGGGACAACCUAUACAUGAGGGAACCCCAGCCCCUGCCCCGUCAAAACUCAGUCACCAAUCGACACAACCAUUUCAGGCCACUACCACCCAUACCGAUGCCACCCAAUGGCAUCGGUAGUCCGAGCAACAUAUCACUGGCUACUACUCCCACUCGACGCGCCGGCCCGGGAACGCCUGUCACUCCGUUGACACCUCUGUCACCGUUAGCACCGAUAGCCACAAUCUCGUCCGCAAACACCCCGACAACCAGUGCCUUACCAUUACCACCACUGGCCAGAGCUGAGACGCCUACAGAGAUAUACGAAACUAUAUUUGAUGGACAGCAGCAGCACCGGCAGACUCAACACCAACAACAACUACCAGCUCAGCCACCACUGCCUGCCCGGACACUGCAUAGCUCCCAGUCCGUAGCCAUGUCAGCCUCCGCUUCCAUCUCAUCCCCAUCAGGCGCUGCAUUAGAGCCACUCAAUAGUCACGUACCCGCAGAGGAGGGUCCGCCCCCUUACGAGUUGAUAGCGGCCACAUCGUCAGCACCGGUAUCUCUGCGAGAGUCACAAGUUCUACGGUUACGCAAAGAGAUCGCUCACCCGUCAGGCGUUAGGCUUAUGGUGCGCAAAAAGGACUGUUAUCAUUCCAUAGCACUGGUAGACAUGGGCGACGGUGUAUGGCUAGCCGGGUGGCGGCAAAAGGAAUUCCCAGUACUACACAACACGUUUCACAUCGGGGAUCGACUACUUAGUAUUAAUGGAGACCCGGUAACCACGGCCUCCCAGGCAUACAAACUCAUUAAACAACACCAGUUGGUGCUGGAGAUUAUCUAUUUAAACAAGCAAAAAAUGUGA
Oppiella nova is the source of this 964-nucleotide messenger RNA. Lineage: Eukaryota; Metazoa; Arthropoda; Arachnida; Sarcoptiformes; Oppiidae. The record is from the annotation of a GenBank genome assembly.